This is a messenger RNA of Melampsora larici-populina 98AG31, 885 nucleotides long. RefSeq lists its product as uncharacterized. The record is from RefSeq and is a predicted model, not a curated record. Bases 1 to 885 code for a protein of 294 amino acids. The transcript is spliced from 6 exons. Lineage: Eukaryota; Fungi; Basidiomycota; Pucciniomycetes; Pucciniales; Melampsoraceae.
AUGAUACAACAGCUUAUGAUAGGAAAUGAUAUAACAAAGGCGAUAAAACUUGGGAGGGGUUGUCUAACUUAUUGUGGACCAUCGACAUUUGGAUUGGAUUUGAAACACCCUCCAUUACAAUAUCACCAUCAAGGUCUAUAUUUCCAUCAACAUCGGAAGAGACAUCUUCAUCAAAGCUAUCGGAUAUCAACACCAACUACACCAAUACCAAGAUGGUUGAAAAGUUUAGAAUCAAAUCAAAAUCGAACAAAAGAUGAAUUAAAUAAAUUAGCAACGAAUCAAAAAGAAGCAAAAUUGAAAGAAAAGUUUAACAAAGACUUAAGGAAUGAGAUUGUAAUUUAUGAAUCGAAGGUUGAUGGUUUAGAUUCAAAUCGAUCACCUAAUCGAGUUGGAUUCAAACUUGUUAGUUUGAUUGUGAUCAGUACUUAUGUCGCACAACAGAUUAGACAUAAUGGAGCAUUUCCAAUUUGGUUAGACUCUAACAGUCAAUGGUCUGAAUAUCAAUUACAGUUAUUGGAUUCAAAAAUUAGAUUUUUAAUUUCAACUAGCAUUCUAAGCUUUACAACUUACAAAUCGUUGAGGUAUUUUUUAACUCUAAGCCAGUUGAGUGAUUUUUGUCAAAAGAAAUACGAUAAGAAAGAUUUCGAUUCCAAUAACAAGUUCGAUAAAAUCUUUAAAUCAAAUCAAAUUGACCCCCAAAACACAUAUAAGAAUGAAUUGAAUUCAAUCCUCAGUGGAAGGUCUUUGGUUGGAAUCAAACCAAUUAAAUCUAGUUUACCGUUUUAUUUACCUUCGGAUGGGAAUUGGGGAUCUUUAGAUCCAUUGAUUGAUGGGAAUUCAAUUCAAUCUUCUUUCCUUUACAAGAUACCCAAUUUUACGGCCUAG